Dipodomys ordii (Ord's kangaroo rat) is the source of this 4027-nucleotide messenger RNA. RefSeq names its product cadherin 5, type 2 (vascular endothelium) (gene Cdh5). Gene Ontology annotation, biological process: cell-cell junction assembly; calcium-dependent cell-cell adhesion; homophilic cell-cell adhesion. The record is from RefSeq and is a predicted model, not a curated record. Gene Ontology annotation, molecular function: cadherin binding; calcium ion binding. Gene Ontology annotation, cellular component: adherens junction; catenin complex; plasma membrane. The transcript is spliced from 12 exons. NCBI's taxonomy places the organism in Eukaryota, Metazoa, Chordata, Mammalia, Rodentia, Heteromyidae. The coding region runs from base 94 to 2433 and encodes 779 amino acids.
CUCGCUCGCUUACCACACUCGGACGGAUUGCUGGACAGAGUAGAGAGACGCCUCCACCGAUCUGUGCCUCCUAGGAGGACCCCGAGGUCCACCAUGCUGGUGGCUACUUUGAGUACCUACCUGGGCCUGCUGGUGGCAGCAGCCAUGGCAGACCCAAACCCUCCCCAUGGGGAUGGCCUCAGCUUGCCGCCCGCCCAUCGGCGCCAGAAGAGAGACUGGAUUUGGAAUCAGAUGCACAUCGAAGAAGAGAAGAACUCCUCACUGCCCCACCACGUGGGCAAGAUCAAUUCCAAUGUGAACCGGAAGAAUGCCAAGUACGUGCUCCAAGGAGACUCUGUCGGCAAGGUGUUCCAGGUGAACUCAGAAACAGGGGAUGUGCAGGCCUUUGAGAGGCUGGACCGGGAGAAGAUUCCAGAGUACCACCUCACCGCCCUCAUCGUGGACAAGGACACCAACAAGAACCUCGAGCCUCCUUCCAACUUCACCAUCAAAGUCCACGACAUCAACGACAACUGGCCCAUGUUCACACACCGGUUGUACAACGCGUCCGUACGCGAGAUGUCACCCGUGGGGACCCCCGUCAUCCGUGUCACCGCCGUGGAUGCAGACGACCCUACCGUGGCCGACCAUGCCUCUGUCAUGUACCAAAUCCUGAAAGGAAAUGAGAAUUUUGCCAUCGACAAUUCUGGACUCAUUAUCACAACAAACAAAAACUUGGACCGUGAGAGGCAAUCUAAAUACGAGGUGGUGGUGGAGGCGCGAGAUGCCCAGGGUCUCCAUGGAGAAUCUGGAACUGCCACCGUGCUGAUCACUCUGAAAGAUGUCAACGAUAAUUUCCCCAUCUUCACUCAGGACCUGUACGUAUUCACGGUGCCUGAAGACGUGCGUGUGGGAAGCUCCGUGGGCUUCCUGUUGGUUGAGGACCCGGAUGAGCCUGAAAACCGGAUGACCAAGUACAGCAUCAUGCAAGGCGAGUACAGAGACACCUUCACCAUCGAGACAGAUGCGGACCACAACAAGGGGAUCAUCAAGCCCAUGAAGCGGCUGGAUUAUGAACACAUCCGACAAUAUACGUUCACCAUUGAAGCCACAGACCCCACCAUCAACCUGCAGUACCUAAGCAGUAUCUCCAGCAGGAGCAAAGCCCGCGUCAUCAUCAACAUCAGUGAUGUGGACGAGCCGCCCGUCUUCCAGCAACACUUCUACCAGUUCCAGCUGCGGGAGAACCAGAAGAAACCUCUGAUCGGCACUGUGGUGGCCAAAGACCCGGACGAAGCUCAGCGUGCCAUUGGAUACUCUAUCCGCAAGACCAGUGACAAAGGCCAAUUCUUCCGCAUAAACAAAUAUGGAGCUAUUAACAACGAGAAAGAACUGGACAGAGAAGUCUACCCCUGGUAUAACCUGACUGUCGAGGCCAGAGAACUGGAUUCUAAUGGACUCUCCACAGGCAAGGAGUCCAUCGUGCAGGUCCACAUUGAAGUUUUGGAUGAGAAUGACAACGCCCCGAAGUUCGCGCAGCCCUACGAGCCCAAAGUGUGUGAGAAUGCACCGCCGGGCAAACUGGUCAUGCAGAUCUCCGCAAUCGAUGAGGACAUAACACCAAAAAAUGUCAAGUUCAAGUUCACCCUGAACACAGACAACAGCAACUUCACCCUCACGGAUAAUCAUGAUAACACAGCGAAUCUCACCGUGAAGUAUGGGCCAUUUGAUCGGGAUUAUGCUAAAGUCUACUACCUGCCCGUGCUCAUCUCGGACAAUGGGAUGCCCAGCCUGACAAGCACAAACACGCUGGCGGUGGCUGUGUGCAAAUGCAACGCGCAAGGCGAGUUCACCUUCUGCGAGGAGGUGGCCGCCCAGGUGGGCAUUAGCAUCCAGGCUCUGGUAGCCAUCUUCCUCUGCAUCCUCACCAUCACAGUGAUCACCCUGCUCAUCUUCCUGCGGAGACGGCUCCGGAAACAGGCCAAGGCGAGCGGCAAGAACGUGCCGGAGAUCCACGAGCAGCUGGUCACCUACGACGAGGAGGGCGGAGGGGAGAUGGACACGACCAGCUACGACGUGUCGGUGCUCAACUCGGUGCGGCACGGCCGGGCCAAGCCCCAGCGGGUGGCCCUGGACGCCCGGCCACCUGUCUACAGCCAGGUGCAGAAGCAGCCGCGGGUGGCCCCCGGGGCGCAGGGUGCGCCCGGGGAGAUGGCCGUGAUGAUCCAGGUGAAGAAGGACGAGGCGGACCAGGACGCCGAGGGCCCGCCCUACGACACGCUGCACAUCUACGACUUCGAGGGCUCCGAGUCGGUCGCCGAAUCGCUCAGCUCCCUGGGCACCGGCUCCGAUGACUCCGACGUCGAUUACGAUUUUCUCAACGACUGGGGACCCAGGUUCAAGACGCUAGCCGGGCUGUACGGAUCCGACCCCAGGGAGGAGCUGAUGUACUAAGGGUCCCCCUAAAACCCCACUGCAGCCUUGGCCAGUUCCACUCUACUCACCAAGUCUUCCAGGGAGAUAACCGCCCCCCCCAGCCCCUCACCCCUGCCUUGUAGGUGCCAAAGACCUUCGAAUCCCCAGGGAGCAAACUCCAGGUCCUCCAUACAUCAGGGGGAUCUAUCCCGGCACCCCUAAAAAGGCUGGGAAGUGACCAUUCUUGAGGGCUCUGUGUUCUGUCUCUGCUUGGAUAGACACAUUCCCCCGCCCCUGCUGUGUCCCCCAGAUCACAGAUGUAGCUCAAAGACUUUUUCCUGACUGAAAAGCUGUCAAGCAAAGUAGCCUGUUCAAAUGCUUGUGGAAAGAGGGCAGGGCGGGGGUGCUUUCCCUGAGGAUCACUGGACACCCCCUCUCCCCUCUCUGGGAAGGCCUGGUGCCUGCCAGCCAGGAGACAGAAGGCUAGACCCAUGACCUGGAGGACCAGAGACUCUCUGAAGCCUAGUCCCUAAGGGAGACACCAUUGUACCUGCUCUCAAGAGUCCCAACCCUGCUGUAACCCCCUCACACACACACACACACACACAGGCCUCUACCCAGCCCCUCCCCAGGCCUGGCGACAGGGAGGAAGGGGUCCUGUGCCAGCUUCUGACCUGGGAUCCUGCGUGGACCCAGCCACCGCCCCGCCCCGGCCAUGGCCGCAGGAACUGUGACCCGCUGAGUGUUGAUCCGUUCAGGGAAACUGGCUUGUUGAACUUGAAGCAACUGUGAAUUUAUCCUGGAGGGAUAGUGGAGACCGGGGACCACCUCCACACCCACCCUCUCUGGAGAAGGGCCUAGAAGGGGCUGUGAUCCCCCCCCCACCCAACCCCACAAUCUGACAUCAUCAACCAGGUUCACCGGGAGGGAGGCAGACUGAAACAGAGCCCGCCCCUCCCCACCUCUGCCUCACCUGGUCACUCAUGCUCUCUCCUUUUUGCUUUUUCUCUCCCUAUGCACCUCUGGCUUGGAAACCUCCAAGAUGUUGCCCUCAGCAAGUCUGGCCAGACUCCAUGACUGCUGUGCCAUCCGUCUGCCUUUCCAGCUCACUGUUGCCACAUCUCAGGGAACCGACCCUCAAGCACUUCCUGUGGAAGGCAGUGCCCCCCCCAUGCCCUCCACUCCCAUCCACCUCCCCCCUCCAAGCUCUGCAAACAGGCCUUAUGGACCCAGAAGGGCAGGGAAGGAGACACCUGGACCUCGCUCCCCUCACCCUCCACACACACCCCCCACAAGCCAGGCAAGGCCCCUCCCCCCACACGCAACUGUAAAUAACACUGACAUGUGCUUAACCAAUCAUUAGUUUUCCAUGAUCAUCUUUUUAUUAACGAUACUUACCAGCUUCGCACUCUCUUGGACAUAGAGAAUAAGGGUUUUGUGCAUACUAAGCAGGUUUCUAUUUAGAUUAACACUUUUAGUUCAGUUUUUUGAGUUAGGGAAACAAUUCCUAUAACCUCCUAUUUCCUAUCCUCGUGGUAAUCGCUCUAUAGGUAAUGACUAUAUAUUGAUCGCACUGGUGCAUGAGACGUACUGUAAUUUUUUUAUACUUAAAUAAAGGAAAAUCUCAAAAUUC